GUGUAACGGUUGAAGGUACUGCUCUUCGGACAUAAAGCGGACCACGGUGUAAAGUCAGGGGCUACAGCCCACACGGUGGCACGGAGCCAGCUGUGGACUGUCCCAUGGUGUGGCCACAUCUUGUGCUCUAGGAUUUGUGUACACUUCAACUCAGAAUAAAAUCAAGUGCUCACUGGACAUCGGGGUAGGCAGAUAUCACGUCAAUAGAGUUGAUUAGGUUUUUAAGGUAACCUUUUGUUCACGUAACACAUGAACUCUGUAUAAAAAGUAACUAAGAAUGAAAUAUUAGCCAGUAGAAAGGUGAAGAACUUUCUUAUCGCAAAACCGUUUUCCAUAAACAUUUGCUUGUAAUAAUUGUGAUAAGGUUUUCCUUUUUUUUUUUUUUUUUUUGGCUCUUUGUUUAACCUGAGUCAAAGAAAAAACGCCCACUCAUUUUCAAAGCAUAGUAAAUCUAAUGCAUCUGUUAGAUUCCCCACAUAGAAAAUGCACAUAAACAUUUGCUUGUAAUAAUUGUGAUAAGGUUUUCCUUUUUUUUUUUUUUUUUUUGGCUCUUUGUUUAACCUGAGUCAAAGAAAACACGCCAACUCAUUUUCAAAGCAUAGUAAAUCUAAUGCAUCUGUUAGAUGCCGCACAUAGAAAAUGCAUGUGUUACAUGACGUAGAUGGUGCACAUAAAAAAUGCAUGUGGUACAUGUGGUAGAUGCCGUACAUAUAAUGCGUGUGGUACAUGUGGUAGAUCCCGUACAUAUAAUGCGUGUGGUACAUAUCAAAAAGUAACUAUUAAAAAAACAAUUGGUUUUCGUUGCACUGUUUAUUUCUAUGAUAAGGGAUAACAGCGAUUCCUUUUGAAGUAUCGUAAGUGCAAAGCAAACGAUCCCAACCUAACAGCAGUGUGCCCUGUGGUGUCUAGAUCUAGUGCUCCUGCUACAAUCUCACAAGCCUAUUUAAUGACGCAUUAGAUCAGGGUUUCCCAGACUUUUAUAUAUUAUGUACCCUUAAGCAUGGUUUUACCAAGCCUCGCAGCCACUAUAAAGGAAACAAAGUGUUUUGAAAUUGGGGAAAAACAAAUUGAACUUUCUAUUUUUAUAAAAAAUUAAAUUACAAAGAGACAUGCACCACAAAAAAAUCUUGUUUUUUUUUUACAAAAAAUUGUAUAUUGAGAAAAGGAGAAUGUUUAUAUUUUAAAAAAAAAUAUGUGUUCUCUGUUAAAUCACAUAUCUUUGCACCCGUGAAACGUCUCCUACAACUUGUAUCAACACAUAUAAAAUACGUCAUUCAUCAACACACACACACAAUACGUCAUGUAUCAACACACACAAAAUACAUCCUGUAUCAACACACAAAAAGUACGUCAUGUAUCAACACACACAAAAUACUUCAUGUAUUAACACAUAGAAAAUACGUAAUGUAUCAACACACACAAAGAACGUCAUCUAUCAACACACACAAAAUAUAUCAUGUAUGAACACACACAUAGUACGUCAUGUAUCAACAAAAUAAAUCCUGAAUCAAACCACACAAAAUACACCGUGUAUCAACACACACAAAAUACAUCCUGUAUCAAAACACACAAAAGACGGGUUGUAUCAACACUAAAACAUUCUUCAUUUAUGAAAACAUCAUAAAAUACAUCAAGUAUCGAUAAGAUAAAAAACAUGUAACAACAACAAAAAAAUGCACCAUGUAUGAACACGCAUAAAAUACACCAUGUAUUAAUAUACUCAAAAUACACAGUGUAUCAACACACACAAAAUACACAGUGUAUCAACACACACAAAACACACAGUGUACCAACACACACACAAUACACAGUGUACCAACAGACACAAAUACACCAUUAUCAACACAAUACAAAAUACAUCAUGUAUAACACAAUACAAAAUAUACCAUUGGGUCCCGUCCUAUUCACAGAGUACACCAAGCCACUUCUCCUCCUGCUCGGGAGGCAUGCUGUUGAGAGCCAGUCAUUCGCAGAUGACAUGCAGCUAUACAAGCCUACCCACCCCUCUCUUGUUACUUCUGCUAAUCACACCUUGCAGGAGUGCAUUGGUGGUGUCAAAUCGUGGAUGACUUUUAACUAAUUCAAGCUAAAGGAUGACAAAACGGAAGCAUUCCUCAUUCCCAAUCAUGAAUCAUCCUCUAACUCAGCUCUCCUCACCUCGUUUCAUGUAGCUCAGAUAUAGAGUUCACAUCCUCUGCUAGGAAUCUUGGUUACAUUCUUUCUGACAACAUGUCUCUCAAAAGUUAUCUCUCAGAUUUGUCCCUCUGCAUACACCGAUAUUCGUCAGAUCAGCUCCAUCCGCCACUACCUCACAGUCAGCGCAACAAAAACACUAGUCUGUGCUCUUGUUCUCUCUCGUCUUGAUUAUUGUAACUCUCUUCUGUCAGGUUCAUCAAAACAUUUCAUAGAAAAACUGCAGAAAGUUCAAAACUCGGCUCCUAGGUUAGCUCUAAAGACAAAGAAACGUGAUCACGUCACUUCACCUCCACUCACUUCAUUGGCUCCCCACACAGGCACGCAUUGACUACAAGCUGUCUGUUCUCUAUCACAAAUUGUUCUCUGGUUCCAGCCCUUCCUAUCUUACUGAAAUUCUUAUUGUCUAUUCACCUCUUCAAAACCUUCGUUCCUCCGCAGACACGCGUAUUCUUUCAGUUCCCAGAACACGCACUAAAACAUAUGGUGAACGAUCUUUCUCUUUCUGCGCGCCCCAAAAAAAAUGUAAUUCUCUUCCACAACACAUCCUCAAUAUACCGACCAUCACAGCCUUCAAAACUGCACUUAAAACACAUCUCUUUAAACUCUACUGUCCCGACUGAUUUCCUCCAAUUGCUGAUAAACGAUGCUGCUGGUUGCUGUCCAUGGCUUGGCGUGUACAAGUUCUCGGGUGGUUGGUGUGAACAUAUAUUUGUUUGUUGUUUGGUCCCUAUACAGAUGUUUUAAUUAAAUAAAUGUAUGUUAUUUUUAUUGCCAUGAUUAUGUUUGCUGAUAUUUUUAUGUACAGCAUGGGAAGCCCAGUCAUCGGUUAGGGGUACCGCGCUAUAUAAGACCACUAAUAAUAAUAAUAAUGAUGGUGUCAUAACAAUACAAAAUACACCAUGUAAAAACACAGUACAAAAUACACCAUGGAUUAACUCAGAACAAAAUGCACUAUGGAUCAACACAGUACAAAAUACACCAUGCAUCAACACAGUACAAAAUACACCAUAUAUCAACAUAGUACACAAUACUCUAUGUAUCAACAGAACAAAAUACACCAUGUAUCAACGAUAUAAAAACUAUUGGAGACAUGUUGAACUACUCUCAAAUAAACCAACCAUUCAAACAAAGCCUUCUACUCCUGAAAUAUAAAUAAAUAAUAACAUGAUUUGUAUUGAAUUCAUCAAUUCAAUAAAAGUAAGUCAACUAAUCAACAAGAAACUAAAGUUAACUUUGCAGUAGUGAUUGCUGUGGAGACUUCAAAUCUCUAAUAUAAUUAUAACACUUACCUCAGGCGAUGUUGUCCAGCGCAUUCCCGUGGUCGGGAGAAGUCCGGAUAUUGUUGUUCUCCUGAACAUGUUGAUGUGAACAUCUCCUUUCCUCAAUUCAAAACAAUAACGUUCCUAUUUGAUGAUAUGCAAUAAGUGUUAAAUGAUUAUGUUCACAUUUGACGAUAUGCAAUGAAUGUAAAGAAAUUAUGGAUGGCGAGGAGAGGGGCGAAUAAGGGGACGAUAUCUUGACCAGAUGCAAUGAUUGGAUGAUAAGGAAGUGGACCUUUCAAAGUGCAGGUGGUCAUGUGACGUCACUGUUUAAUUUAGCAUGCACUUUAUUUUAUUUCAAACUCGAUUUAAGAUUCAGGUGUGUUGGCAUCACAGGUUUACCUGACUUUACCCUGCUAAUAUGUGGCAUCACAGAUUUACCUGACUUUACCCUGCUAAUAUGUGACAUCACAGAUUUACCUGACUUUACCCGGCUAAUAUGUGACAUCACAGAUUUACCUGACUUUACCCGGCUAAUAUGUGACAUCACAGAUUUACCUGACUUUACCCUGCUAAUAUGUGGCAUCACAGAUUUACCUGACUUUACCCUGCUAAUAUGUGACAUCACAGGUUUACCUGACUUUACCCUGCUAAUAUGAGGCAUCACAGGUUUACCUGACUUUACCCUGCUAAUAUGUGACAUCACAGAUUUACCUGACUUUACCCUGCUAAUAUGUGGCAUCACAGAUUUACCUGACUUUACCCUGCUAAUAUGAGGCAUCACAGGUUUACCUGACUUUACCCUGCUAAUAUGUGACAUCACAGAUUUACCUGACUUUACCCUGCUACUAUGUGACAUCACAGGUUAACCUGACUUUACCCUGCUAAUAUGUGACAUCACAGGUUUACCUGACUUUACCCUGCUAAUAUGUGACAUCACAGGUUUACCUGACUUUACCCUGCUAAUAUGUGACAUCACAGAUUUACCUGACUUUACCCUGCUAAUAUGUGACAUCACAGGUUUAUCCGACUUUACCCUGCUAAUAUGUGACAUCACAGGUUUACCUGACUUUACCCUGCUAAUAUGUGACAUCACAGGUUUACCUGACUUUACCCUGCUAAUAUGUGACAUCACAGGUUUACCUGACUUUACCCUGCUAAUAUGUGACAUCACAGAUUUACCUGACUUUACCCUGCUAAUAUGUGACAUCACAGGUUUACCUGACUUUACCCGGCUAAUAUGUGACAUCACAGGUUUACCUGACUUUACCCUGCUAAUAUGUGACAUCACAGAUUUACCUCACUUUACCCUGCUAAUAUGUGAAUCACAGAUUUACCUGACUUUACCCUGCUAUGUGGUAUCGCAGGCUUACCUGACUUUACUCGGCUAAUGUGUAAUAUCACAUUGUAACAUAUAAUUUUUAUUUUAUUAGAACGAAUUUCAAAUUAUAUUCAAGAAAAGAAUACUCACAAUAUGUUAGUCAUUAUCGUGUUAUACUGACGUUAAAUAAAUUGUAUACAAUACUAAAAAAAUUAGUCAUUUUACGAUUCAAAAAUAUUGGCAUAUUAUAUCUUAUGAUACAAUAAAUAUUGGCAUAUGGUAUUUUUUUAUACAAUAAAUAUUGGCAUAUUGUAUCUUAUGCUACUAAAAUAUUGGCACAUUGUAUCUUAUGCUACUAAAAUAUUGGCACAUUGUAUCUUAUGCUACCAAACUAUGCGCACAUUGUAUCUUAUGCUACUAACAUUUGGGCAUCUUGUAUCCUUGUAUCUAGAUGAUUAAACAAGUUGACGUGUCGUCUCUGCUGUGGCUCGUGACGUUGGCUGUCAUGAUGUCAUGUCUGACAGCCCAGUGCCCCGUCCCAGCACCCUGUAUAUGUGACAUCAGCGUACAUUGUGAGGGACGGAAUCUGUCGUCCAUUCCAAAGUCGAUGUCCAACGCCGGUCAACAGUUUUUGGGCUUUUAUCUUAGUCGGAACCACAUCAGCACGGUAACCAAGGACGCUUUCAAGGUAUGAAAUUUGUUGAUGUAAGAGGUUCUCAAACUGUACAGGGGUAGAUUAGUACUUGGGUGGGUGAGGUCAAGCUUAUGUAGCUGCUAAUUUUUAUGUGAAGCGCAGUGAGCCUAGCCUUAGGCCGGGGUACUGCAGUGAGCCUAGCCUUAGGCGGGGUACUGCAGUGCGCCUAGCCUUUGACCGGGGUACUGCAGUGAGCCUAGCCCUAGGCUGGAGUACUGCAGUGAGCCUAGCCUUAGGCCGGGGUACUGCAGUGAGCCUAGCCCUAGGCUGGAGUACUGCGCUAUAUAAAACAACUUAAUAAUAAUAAUGUAUUAUCAAAUGGGUGGUUAAAAAAUACGUCUUUUUCUAAAUCUUAGCCCAUUUUAGGUUUGACAUACCUCGGUGUCAUACUUACUAUUUAGUAAUUUGGGAAACAAUGUUCUGUUUAGGUAAAGGAAAUGCGUGAUUGGGAAUACAUUUUUUAAAAAUAUUUUAAAAACACUUUGAAGAAAGGAGGCAGAUCGCAUUAUCGUAAUCCGGCCACCAGUGGUGUCACCGGUGCAGUAAACUCAUGGUGUCAUUCCCCCACCCCACAUCCGACGUUCACGGUGGAUGGUGGAUUUCUUCUUGUUAAAAUAAGUCCACAUUAUAAAAAUUACAAGAACAAAAACAAAUUAAUUGAAGGUCAGGAGUUCAAUGUAACUUAACAUUUAAUUUAUUUAACAAUUUCCUCUCCUCGUCUCCAAAGCUGCAAACCUAGCAAUCACUUGAUUAAAAUCAAUUUUCUUCAUUAUAUCACUUUCAAUUGAUAGUAGAGGCAGACCAGAAAGCCUUUCCUUUCCCAAGGUGGAUCGUAAAUAGUUCUUGAUAAGUCGUAGUUUUGAAAAGCUCAGGUCACAUCAAGCCAUAGACGCACAGAUCGUAAGAAACAAUUGAAGGCUUAGCGGGAGUAUUGGAAGAGAUUCUAGGAAGUCCCAUUCAGCUAUGAAAUUGAAAACAUCAAAUACUGGUUAGUCCAUGACUUUGUGCUAUUCAAUAUCAGCUGCCUUUAGGUGUCCUCUAAGCCUAGGUAUUUCUUUUAAAAGCUCAUCUUCUGCUUCUCGUGAAGACAUUCCUAAGGCCGCUAGGUUGAUCACCACCUUGUCAAAAGUAAAGCCUUUAGUCGGCUAAUACUGUUGUGUAAGAAUACAUUUCUCAAUUAGAUAAGCCUAAAUGUAAAUUUAGCAGAUAAACGUGAAAUCACAAAAAGCAUGUAAAAGACAUUGUGCUGUAAGACAGAUGUUGGCAAAUCGCGGCUUCUCUUUAGCGACCUAAGUGCGGCUCGGCCAGUCGGCCACAAAACGGUUUUGACUCCGAAAAACAGUGUUCUUGACAGUUUCUUGAAAAGAAAUUUGGCUCUUAACAUUUUUUUUUAUCGUCCUGUUGCUGAUUUUUGGCUCCUUUGACUAAUGAGUUUGCCCACCACUGUUUAUGGAAAUCGUGCUCAAAUGUUAAGGGGCGGUGCUAGUGAUCAAUCAGCAAACAUAUUUACCUUUGAGCAUUUCUUGGUUUUGCUAUAUUCGGAUUGAAAAACCCUUUUUUACAAUUAAUUAAAAGAUAGUUGAUCAUUUUUUAACAUUAUUUUGUUCACUCUAUAAAUAGGUAAAAAUAUUUUUUUUUUAAUAUUUUAAUUUUUUUUUCCGUUUCGAUUCAUGUCCAUAGAAUCGCCCGACCACAUUGUAUUUGGUAUCAAUAGAAAGCUUUAUUUCUAAGAAUUUAGAUAAACAUAGCUUCCUGUCACUUACGAAAGUUAACGAAAACUUCAAUCAUGGUCAAAACGGUGUUUUUCUGACCUAGUUUCUAUAAGAUCAUUACCCUUCAUGAGGCAUCGACCUUGAACUUUUAAUUAAGCGCGCAUUUUUAUUGGUUACAUGUGUGGAAAAUUUAAGUGUGAAUGGUUAUCCCUUUAUGAAAUUCGGUUAGACUGAAUGUGCUCUGUGAAUAUGCACAUUUUCAAUUUGGUGUCACCCCUGAGAUGGUGUAAUCCGGUUCGGUCCGCACACCGCUAGCUACGCCACUGCCGACCACUGGUAAUAUAUAUAUAUGUAUAUGUAUAUGGCCUCCUUCCAUCUUCGUGAGACGAGGGCGUAGCUCUAUAGUUCUACACUUUGACGAGUGGCUCACUAGGCCAAUCAUAGAAUGGCAAUCACGGCCGCAUCUCUCGCAGGAGAAUAUUGAGUCCCGGUAAAUUUUUGAUUUCCGAAUUGUUCUUUUUGAUUCAAGGGCCUCGUUACGAGUAACUUCUGCCUUUUUUACUCCUUCAAACACUGCUGUUCACCAGUUGGAGCGAUGUUCGGCAAUGAUCUCCCAAUCGUUUGUUUCAAUAUUGGCUUCCUUCAAGCUUCUUUUGCAAACGUCAAUAUAUAUAUAUAUAUAUAUAUAUAUAUAUAUAUAUAUAUAUAUAAUAGUCAACUUAUAUGUUCUUUGUCUAUUUGUUUAUAUAUUGUCUCUUUUCAAGUUUUUUUUACACAAAUAAAUAUAUAUAUAUAUAUAUAUAUAUAUAUAUAUAUAUAUAUAUAUAUAAGAUUCAACUUAUAGGUUCUUUGUCUAGCCCACAAAACCUUUCCGGGCACUGGCUCAAUAUUUUCGUAAACUUACAAACUGUGAAAUAUUGUUUCACUAUCAUGUAUUCUGUUGAACAUCACGUUAGAAAAAGUUAUUAGAAGCAUACACGUGAGCACCCGUGGAACCAUAACAAGCUACUUCCAGAGAGGUAUUACAGAACAACAACCAUUAGGAACUUGAUCCCUUACCAGAAAAGCAGAGAACCUGCUCAAUACAUGGGAGAGGAAAAUCCUCAGCAAAAUAUAUGGUUAAGUGAUAGACAAUGAUGUCUGGAGAAUCCAUCAAACCAAGACAUAUACCAAUGUACAAAGACCCACCCAUAGUCGGAAAAAUUUUUUAAAAGACCGAGUGCACUGGGCAGGACUUAUUGAAAGGAUGCCGUAUUGGAGAUGAGCCAAAAAUGAUAUAAAUGCAGAAGCGGAAAGCCGUGUGUCGAUCCGAAUGGAAAGAUGUGGUGGAGCAGGCCAGGGCCCUAAAUGGGCUGCAGCGCCACUGAUAAUGAUGAUGUGAAGGAUUAUCUUUAAAAGCCUUUGACAAUUAAUUCUUACAGUAUAAAAAUGACACACUGAAAUAUAUAUAAGAAUGAGCUAGGGUGACAUAACACUUAAAGGGAGAUAUGAUUUAAGUAUGUUCGGAUUCCUAAAAACAAUCUUAUUUAUUUUCUAUUAUUUUACGGAAAUCGAAUAAAUUUAAAUGCGCAAAAAAUAUUUUAAAUCUGCUUUUAUUUUAGUAAAUGUUUAUGUAUUAUUAUUAUAAAUUACAAAUACAUUUAAAGUAUCAACUAAGGAACUAUUUCAAGCAUUUUUUAUGUGUUUAAAAGUUACGAAAAAAUAAGAAAAAUAAUAUAAAAUCAUGAUCAAAGAAUUACACAGUAAUCACAUUUAUCGGGAAAACCCAAACAUCGGUAGUUUUAGUGCGUCUUUUAGUGCGUUGUUAACAUUGCGAAAUAAAAUGUUUAAUUAAUUUGUUAUAAGUAAUCACGCAAAUGAUGUCAUAGCGCGAAUAGCUUUUUUUCUCCAAAACUCUUAGGUUUCUUUAAAUUUAAUAACCAUGCGUGACAAAACUGAUACUGUAUUUUCCCUUCUUAAAAGUAAAAUUAAUAAAUACAAUUGAUUGCUUUUUAAAUUGUUAAUAAAACACACACACAUUUCUGCUGUGUAUAUUUACAUUAAAAAGUUUUGCCUUUUUUAUUCAAAAAAUAUACAUUUAUUAAAAUUAUAACGUAAUAAAAACAAACCUUUAAAUAUAAUUAUAAUAAGAAAAUGCGGUUUAAGUCAAACAGUGUAGUGCAACACCAUAGCCAAAUAGCAUUGACUAAUCCACUUAUAACUAAAACAAAAAAAAAGAACGAACCAUAUGAAGUGCAAAUUAUUUUAGUUCGGGCAUGGAAGGGACGACAUUAACUACAAAAUUUUGUCCUUGGCGUACAUCUACAAAGAUGGCUUAGCACCGGAAUAUCUCAAGGAACUUAUUUAUAAACAUGUAUUUCUGAAGAGCCUGCGGUCUUCAACACAGUACUUACUGAGUGUUCCUAGAGUGGAUGAACACAGAAAAAAGUCUGACGGAGUGCGCUCUUUUGAAGCGAUAAUGCCAAAAUUAUUGAACAGUUUGCCUCAAACUUUUAGGGGAAUUGUAAAUGAUAAAAAAAUCAUUUAAGAAACAAUUAAAAACUUUUUUGUUUCAAUAGAUUUCGGAGAACCAGAGCGCAGUGAGCAUGAUAAAGUGGCAUGGAUACCAGCACGAUAUAAAUAUCAAAUCAAAAUAAUCAAACAAUCCAGUAAAGAUUUUUCUAAAUUUAUUUAAAUCUGGGUGGGUGAGGGGUUGGUUACCUUGCCCCAGGCAGCACAAGAUACGUCUCAAAAUAAAGGAAUGAAUUUAAUAACCUUUUUGGGAACAUACAUUUCAGAGGUAGGAAAUAGGAUGUGUACUUUUUCACGUGAAAGACAAUAUAUUAAAAUCCUAUGGUAUUACAUUUGGGAAAAAAAGAGAUGUUACAUUCUCUUUUUUACAAAUAUGUGUAUGUUCAUUUUGCUCAAGGCAGAACAAGAUACGUUUCAAAAUAAAGGAAUGGUUUGAUAAAUAAUUAAAUACAUGUCGGAGGUAGGAAAUAAGAUGUGUACAUUUUUACGUGAAUGACAAUAUAGUUAACUCCUAUGGUAUUACCUUUGUGAAAAAGAGAUGUUACGUUCUCUUUUCACAAAUAUGGGUAUGUUCAUUUUGCCCAAGGCAACACAAAAUACGUCUCAAAAUGAAGGAAUGAUUUUGAUAAAUAAUCAUUUUACUUGGGUAAAUACAUGUCGGAGGUAGGAAAUAGGAUGUAUUCAUUUUCACGUGGAUGACAACAUAGUUAACUCCUAUGGUAUUACAUUUGUGAAAAAAGAGAUGUUACUCUCUCUUUUUGCAAAUAUACUUAUGUUUACCCAUUAAGAAGAUCAACGGCGUUAACAAAUCUUGGGUACAUUUAUUUAAGUAUAACCAUGAAUAUCAAAACCCAAUCAUUUUACACACUUGAACAAUUAAUUUAGAAAAAUAGAGAUGGGUUAAUAUGUACUUUCAAAAAAUUAAAAUACAUUUUUGUUUUUACUUUGUAAAAAGUAAAGAGAUUUGUAUUUAAUGAGAUUAAACAUUUAAAUUUAAAAAAUAAAAAAAAAUAAAAAAAGACUCAAAUCUGUUAUAGACGUGGAAAAAGGUUGCGAAUUCUUCUUUAGAUCAAAGAAUUCUUUGUUUUACGAUUUUCUGAUAAUAUAUAAUUUUUCUUUAAAAAAGCAAAAAAUAUGUUUAAAUUUUUGCUGAAGAUAUCAAUAUAUAUCGAAUUCCAAUAAUAUAAAAUAUUUUUAUAUCAUAUAUAGAGUUUUUGGUGUAAGUUUAAGGCAAGUUUUUUUAAAACAAUUUUUAGAGAAAAAAAAGUUUUAAUUCAAGGGCACGAAAAGGGGUAAAUCUAAAGUAAAUCUCUAAGUAGUAAUUGUCCUUCAAUUAACUUCUAUAGUGACAAAAGUGAUAUAAUUAGUAAUUAUUUAGACUGUGUAAUUUAAUGUCAUGUUUAGAAGGGGGGGGGGGAAGUAGUUUAGGUGCGUGAAAAGGAGUAGGGUAGGCCUAUAAUAUAGAGCAGAUAAAUUCUUCUCAAAACGUAAUAAUGUUAGAAACGUAAAUAUUAUUACAUUUUUAAAGUUAUGAAUCGGAUUAGUUUUUGCAAUAGCAGUUAAAAAUUAUCGCAUAGGAUCUGCCAUUAUUAACCCGAUAACAUCGGAUCAUUCAUUCUAGUAUAAUAAUAAUAAUACUCACUGCAAAAUUGAAAAUUUGUAUAGAUCCAUGGCUUAUUUUCGAAAUGAACUGUCUAGAACUCUAGAUUUCUAGAAAUCUAUUAAAUCUUUUUUUUUUUUAAAUGGCUGCACAAGCCUGCUAGGAAGUUUAUGACCUUUGUAUGUUUUCUAAUAGGGUUUCGUCGUGAGCAGUAUUGACCUGAGCCAUAACCCCAUUACGUCAUUUGACACAACUGCUUUCCUUGGCCUGGAGGAUUCCAUCCUGGAGCUGAACCUAGAAGACACGCAUCUGACCAGUUUUCCAGCGUCCAUCGCUGGUCUCAAGAACCUACAGACCUUAAACAUUCAGAGUAACCCCAUUCCGGGAAUACAGUCAGCCAGCACCGCCAUCAUUGGUCAAUCCUUGCUCAGGUGAGUCCGCCAGCACUGCCAUCAUUGAUCAAUCAUUGCUCAGGUGAGUCCGCCAGCACCGCCAUCAUUGGUCAAUCAUUGCUAAGGUGAGUCAGCCAGCACCGCCAUCAUUGGUCAAUCAUUGCUCAGGUGAGUCCGCCAAGAGUCAAACAGAUAAAAUUAGUUAAUCAUUGAUAAGUUGAGUCAAAAAAGAUAACACUCGUCCAUCAUUGAUCAGGUCAGUCAGAUGUCAUUGUUCGAUCACUGAUCAGAUCAGUCAACGAAAUAUCGUACGUCAAUAACUGAUUAGGUGAUUGUAACAGAAAAUAUUGAUCAAACGCUAGAUAUGUUUUUCAAGUUCGAUUUUUUUCCCAAGUCACCCUGAUUUCAUUCCACAUUAAACCAAUGCAACAUUGAAAUAUAUUUGAACUAUCCGUGGACUCCAUAAAAUACACUAAUUUGUAUAAUCUUUUUUUUUUUCUCGUUAAUUUAUACAAUAAAUGAAGAACAAAUAUCGGGUGAAUUGACUCAGUUGCUAAUAAUCAAAUAAGAUAAGAUAAGAUAAGAUUCUUUUGUGAACCCAAAUAAAUGGAUUUUUUUUAAAAAAGAAGAGGUCCGUUUCCAGCACAUACAGAAAUAGUCUCACAAAGACAAAUAUGUUUAACUAGAAAAAAUGUAACACAGGACAUCAAAAAACUUUUUUCAAAAAUAUGCCUUCACAAACAAAAGGUACCGUAGUCAAUAUUCAAUUCAAAACCACCGUUUCCUUCCAUUGUCACUGAUAAAUUAAAAGUAUUUCAUUCGCUUAACAGUGGGUUGGAAGUUAUGGCACGAAACAAUAAAUAUGCGUUAAAUUUAGUAGCUUGAAGUGAAGUGAAUAAAAGAAAUGUAACAAUGUGCACAAUAUUGUUAUUUAGUAACGAGAAUGUAUCAUAUCAAAACGUCCAAAGUAUUUCCGUAUUCAAAUCCCCCACCCCCCCACCCCCACACACACACAUUCUCCACACAAGAUAUCGUAAGAGCAACUCGCCGAAAGGCUAUAUGAUCAGUGAUGCGAGCGAUUUGACGGGAUAUAAGUCGUUGCUUUUUCCAGCUUCUCCUUGGGACGCACGGGUAUAAGAUACUGGCCGUCUGCUCUGAAUAACUUGGUCAGACUCCAGACUUUGGACUUGUCCAACAAUAUUGUGUCGUUUUUGAGGGAUGGGGCGGUCCAGGCCUUCGCCAACACCCUGACAGAGCUGCGACUUAUCAACAGCAGUCUCACUACAUUCCAGACGGAGUUCUCUAAACUAACCAAUCUUUGGGUAGGUUGUACAUGAUAGAUGGGGAUGUACAUGGGUAGGUUGUACUUGAUAGAUGGGGAUGUAGAUGGGUAGGUUGUACUUGAUAGAUGGGAUUUAGAUGGAUAGGUUGUACUUGAUAGAUGGGAUGUAGAUGGGUAGGUUGUGCUUGAUAGAUGGGGAUGUAGAUGGGUAGGUUGGGCUUGAUAGAUGGGGAUGUAGAUGGGUAGGUUGUACUUGAUAGAUGGGAUUAGAUGGGUAGGUUGUACUUGAUAGAUGGGCUGUAGAUGGGUAGGUUGUACUUGAUAGAUGGGAUGUAGAUGGGUAGGUUGCACUUGGUAGAUGGGGAUGUAGAUGGGGAUGUAGAUGGGUAGGUUGUACUUGAUAGAUAGGAUGUACAUGGGUAGGUUGUACUUGGUAGCUUGGAUGUAGAUGGGUAGGUUGUGCUUGGUAGAUGGGAUGUAGAUGGGUAGGUUGUACUUGGUAGAUGGGAUGUAGAUAGGUAGGUUGUACUUGGUAGAUGGGGAUGUAGAUGGGUAGGUUGUACUUGAUAGAUGGGGAUGUAGAUGGGUAGGUUGUACUUGGUAGAUGGGGAUAUAGAUGGGUAGGUUGUACUUGAUAGAUGGGGAUGUAGAUGGGUAGAUUGUACUUGAUAGAUGGGAUGUAGAUGGGUAGGUUGUACUUGAUAGAUGGGAUUAGAUGGGUAGGUUGUACUUGAUAGAUGGGCUGUAGAUGGGUAGGUUGUACUUGGUGGAUGGGAUGUAGAUGGGUAGGUUGUACUUGGUAGAUGGGGAUGUAGAUGGGUAGGUUGUACUUGAUAGAUGGGAUUUAGAUGGAUAGGUUGUACUUGAUAGAUGGGAUGUAGAUGGGUAGGUUGUGCUUGAUAGAUGGGGAUGUAGAUGGGUAGGUUGGGCUUGAUAGAUGGGGAUGUAGAUGGGUAGGUUGUACUUGUUAGAUGGGGAUGUAGAUGGGUAGGUUGUACUUGAUAGAUGGGAUUAGAUGGGUAGGUUGUACUUGAUAGAUGGGCUGUAGAUGGGUAGGUUGUACUUGAUAGAUGGGAUGUAGAUGGGUAGGUUGUACUUGGUAGAUGGGGAUGUAGAUGGGUAGGUUGUACUUGAUAGAUGGGAUGUAGAUGGGUAGGUUGUACUUGGUAGAUGGGGAUGUAGAUGGGUAGGUUGUACUUGAUAGAUGGGAUUAGAUGGGUAGGUUGUACUUGAUAGAUGGGCUGUAGAUGGGUAGGUUGUACUUGAUAGAUGGGAUGUAGAUGGGUAGGUUGUACUUGGUAGAUGGGGAUGUAGAUGGGUAGGUUGUACUUGAUAGAUGGGAUUUAGAUGGGUAGGUUGUACUUGAUAGAUGGGAUGUAGAUGGGUAGGUUGUACUUGAUAGAUGGGAUGUAGAUGGGUAGGUUGUACUUGGUAGAUGGGGAUGUAGAUGGGUAGGUUGUACUUGAUAGAUGGGAUUAGAUGGGUAGGUUGUACUUGAUAGAUGGGCUGUAGAUGGGUAGGUUGUACUUGAUAGAUGGGAUGUAGAUGGGUAGGUUGUACUUGGUAGAUGGGGAUGUAGAUGGGUAGGUUGUACUUGAUAGAUGGGAUUUAGAUGGAUAGGUUGUACUUGAUAGAUGGGAUGUAGAUGGGUAGGUUGUGCUUGAUAGAUGGGGAUGUAGAUGGGUAGGUUGGGCUUGAUAGAUGGGGAUGUAGAUGGGUAGGUUGUACUUGUUAGAUGGGGAUGUAGAUGGGUAGGUUGUACUUGAUAGAUGGGAUUAGAUGGGUAGGUUGUACUUGAUAGAUGGGCUGUAGAUGGGUAGGUUGUACUUGAUAGAUGGGAUGUAGAUGGGUAGGUUGUACUUGGUAGAUGGGGAUGUAGAUGGGUAGGUUGUACUUGAUAGAUGGGAUUUAGAUGGGUAGGUUGUACUUGAUAGAUGGGAUGUAGAUGGGUAGGUUGUACUUGAUAGAUGGGAUGUAGAUGGGUAGGUUGUACUUGGUAGAUGGGGAUGUAGAUGGGUAGGUUGUACUUGAUAGAUGGGAUUUAGAUGGGUAGGUUGUACUUGAUAGAUGGGAUGUAGAUGGGUAGGUUGUACUUGAUAGAUGGGAUGUAGAUGGGUAGGUUGUACUUGGUAGAUGGGGAUGUAGAUGGGUAGGUUGUACUUGAUAGAUGGGAUUUAGAUGGGUAGGUUGUACUUGAUAGAUGGGAUGUAGAUGGGUAGGUUGUGCUUGGUAGAUGGGAUGUAGAUGGGUAGGUUGUACUUGGUAGAUGGGAUGUAGAUAGGUAGGUUGUACUUGGUAGAUGGGGAUGUAGAUGGGUAGGUUGUACUUGACAGAUGGGGAUGUAGAUGGGUAGGUUGUACUUGGUAGAUGGGGAUAUAGAUGGGUAGAUUGUACUUCAUAGAUGGGGAUGUAGAUGGGUAGAUUGUACUUGAUAGAUGGGAUGUAGAUGGGUAGAUUGUACUUGAUAGAUUGGGAUGUAGAUGGGUAGGUUGUACUUGAUAGAUGGGAUUAGAUGGGUAGGUUGUACUUGAUAGAUGGGCUGUAGAUGGGUAGGUUGUACUUGAUGGAUGAGAUGUAGAUGGGUAGGUUGUACUUGGUAGAUGGGGAUGUAGAUGGGUAGGUUGUACUUGAUAGAUGGGAUUUAGAUGGAUAGGUUGUACUUGAUAGAUGGGAUGUAGAUGGGUAGGUUGUGCUUGAUAGAUGGGGAUGUAGAUGGGUAGGUUGGGCUUGAUAGAUGGGGAUGUAGAUGGGUAGGUUGUACUUGAUAGAUGGGAUUUAGAUGGAUAGGUUGUACUUGAUAGAUGGGAUGUAGAUUGGUUGGUUGUGCUUGAUAGAUGCGGAUGUAGAUGGGUAGGUUGUACUUGAUAGAUGGAGAUGUAGAUGGGUAGGUUGUGCUUGAUAGAUGGGGAUGUAGAUGGGUAGGUUGUACUUGGUAUAUGGGAUGUAGAUGGGUAGGUUGUACUUGGUAGAUGUGAUGUAGAUGGGUAGGUUGUACGUGAUAGAUGGGAUGUAGAUGGGUAGGUUGUACUUGGUAGAUGGGAUGUAGAUAAGAGUUCUAAACGCAACACAUCUUCUCUUAUAAAUCUAUUUGUAUGUGACUCUUUGUUUUAUAAGGGAGGAGUAUCAAGAAGACAUUCCAUUAAGUUCUUACCAAGUAAAAAUGUAAUUAUAAAUGUAAUGUAAAAGUGAGAAGUACACUAGACAUUAAUGUAAUGUAAAAGUGAGAAGUACACUAGACAUUAAUGUAAUGUAAAAGUGAGAAGUACACUAGACAUUAAUGUAAUGUAAAAGUGAGAAGUACACUAGACAUUAAUGUAAUGUAAAAGUGAGAAGUACACUAGACAUUAAUGUAAUGUAAAAGUGAGAAGUACACUAGACAUUAAUGUAAUGUAAAAGUGAGAAGUACACUAGACAUUAAUUUAAUGUAAAAGUGAGAAGUACACUAGACAUUAAUGUAAUGUAAAAGUGAGAAGUACACUAGACAUUAAUGUAAUGUAAAAGUGAGAAGUACACUAGACAUUAAUGUAAAAGUGAGAAGUACACUAGACAUUAAUGUAAUGUUAAAAUACAAACACCUCCGUUCGUUUCUAGCUGCUGGAUCUGUCUGCCAACCGCAUCUCUUCACUUCCUGAUGGAGCAUUAAAAAACAUGUCUGGAACACUGAGGAAGUUUUCUAUGUCGUCUGCUCAGCUUCAAUACAUUCCUGAUGCUUUAGAAGACUUAACGGUCUUGGAGGUAUAGUGCUGACCUGGUUUAGCAACGUGUCAAAGAUGGGUGAAUUUAAAUUUAAAAACAAUAUAUAUAUACACCAGAAUGUCUCUCCUGGGUAGAAAAUGGAAAAGGUUAGGAUAAAACUUUAGGAUCGUAAGUUGAUAUUUACAGGAAUCAUAAUAGCAGUAGAUAUAUUAUCUAAUAUUUGAAUUCGAGUGUUGUGUUGAUAUCUGACAUUUGUAUUUUUGUCACGUGACCAGGAGCUGGAUCUGAGCAACAAUCCCAUGGAGUCCAAUUACAAUGACAUUCUCAACACAGGAACGAGUUACACCUUCAGCAAGUCAUCUGCCACGCUCAGGAUUAUCAAUCUGUCCUACUGCCGUCUGAUGGCACUGCCAAGGGCGAUAACUAAUUUAACGAGUCUUGAAGAACUUGACCUCAGCGGAAAUAAAAUUGUCUCCCUUUACGACAACCUCUUCGUUUCUCUGACACAGCUGAAGAAGCUGAUGUUGAAUGACAACCCUCUGUCUCGUAUACCGUAAGUAUACAAGCCCCUGUCUCGUAUACCGUAAGUAUACAACCCUCUGUCUCGUAUACCGUAAGUAUGCAGCCAUCUGUGUCGUAUACCGCAAGUAUACAAUCCUCUGUCUCGUAUACCGAAAGUAUGCAGCCGUCUGUCUCGUAUAUCGUAAGUAUACAACCCUCUGUCUCGUAUACCGUAAGUAUACAACCUCUGUCUCGUAUACCGUAAGUAUACAACCCUCUGUCUCGUAUACCGUAAGUAUACAACCCUCUGUCUCGUAUACCGUAAGUAUGCACCCGUCUGUCUCGUAUAUAGUAACUAGAUAACCCUCUGUCUCGUAUACCUUACUAUACAACCUUUCAUGUUUAUAAGAAAUUAAGAAGCUAAUAGACAAAACUUAGCUUUAUUUAAAAAAUGAUGUAGACAACCCGCUGUCUCAUUUUUACCACUGCACAGAGUCGUGACAGAGUGUAAAUACACUGCAAAAUAAGUUCUCACAUUAUUACUCUAUACGAAAUGGAGCACUGCUAUUACUCUAUAGUGACUGACAUACGCUCUAAGUCCACAUUUCGUCAUUGGACAGCGGUGAUAUCUCCAUCCUGAUCUUCUUAGAACUCAGUGAGGCCUUUGAUACCGUUGACCAUCAGACCCUUUACAAAACCGUUGAAGAUUACUUUUGAAUUUCUGGUUCAGUUUUGGCUUGGUUUCGGUCCUACAUCUCCGAUAGAGCGCAGGCGGCCGCUGUUGAUGGCUGUCUAUCCGGUAGAGCUGACUUGGUGUACGGGGUGCCACCGGGGUCCUUUCUGGGUCCCGUCCUAUUCUCAAUGCAUACCAGGCCACUUCUCCUCCUGCUCGGGAGGCAUGCUGCUGAGGGCCAGUCAUUCGCAGAUGACUAGCAGCUAUACAAACAUCCACAUCCCUCUCUUGUCAAUUCUACUAUCCACACCUUUUAGGAGUGCAUUGGUGAUGUCAAGUCAUGGAUGACGUCAACAAGUUAAAGCUAAACGAUGACAAAACGGAAGCAUUCACAAUUAUGAAUCAUCCUCUAACUCAGCUCUCCCCAUCUCGUUUCAUGUAGCUCAGAUAUAGAGUUCACACCCUCUGCUAGGAAUCUUGGUUACAUUCUUUCUGAAAACAUGUCUCUCAAUAAUCAUAGUUCUCACAUCUGUCACCCUGCAUACACCAUACCGCUAUUGGUCAGAUCAGCUCCAUCCGCCACUACCUCACAGUCAGCGCAACAAAAUCACUAGUCUGUGCUCUAGUUUUCUCUCGUCUUGACUAUUGUAACUCUCUUCUAUCAGAUUCACCAAAAAAUUUCUUAUAAAAACUGCAGAAAGUUCAAAACUCAGCGCUAGGUUAAAUCUAAAGGCAAAGAAACGUAAUCACGUCACUCCACUACUUCACUCCCUCCAUUGGUUCCCUUUACAGGCACGCAUUGACAACAAGUUGUCUGUUCUUUGUCACAACUUUUUCUCUGGUUCCAUCCAUUCCUUUUUUACUGAACUUCUUUCUGUCUAUUCAUCCCCUGGAAAGCUUCGUUCCUCCGCAGACACGCGUAAUCUUUCAGCUCCCAGAAAACGCACUAAAACAUAAUAGGUUUAUAUAAUAUAUUAUGGUGAACGAACUUUUUCUUUUUGUGCUCCCAAACAAUGAAAUUCUCUCCCAUUUCACAUCAGCAAUUAUAACGACCUUCCCAGCCUUCAAAACUGCCCUCAAGACCAAUCUCUUCGAACUCUACUAUACAGACUCAUUCUCAUCCCCCUAUGAUAAACACCGCUCGGUGCAUGCUGGAUGCUGUCCAUGUCUAGACAGGGGUAGAUAGUACUUGGGUGGGUGCUGACCAUGGCUAGACAGGGAUAGAUAGUACUUGGGUGGGUGCUGACCAUGGCUAGACAGGGAUAGAUAGUACUUGGGUGGGUGCUGACCAUGUCUAGACAGGGAUAGAUAGUACUUGGGUGGGUGCUGACCAUGGCUAGACAGGGAUAGAUAGUACUUGGGUGGGUGCUGACCAUGUCUAGACAGGGAUAGAUAGUACUUGGGUGGGUGCUGACCAUGGCUAGACAGGGAUAGAUAGUACUUGGGUGGGUGCUGACCAUGGCUAGACAGGGAUAGAUAGUACUUGGCUGGGUGCUGUCCAUGGCUAGACAGGGGUAGAUAGUACUUGGGUUGGGUGAUGUCCAUGGCUAGACAGGGGUAGAUAGUACUUGGGUUGGGUGCUGACCAUGUCUAGACAGGGGUAGAUAGUACUUGGGUGGGUGCUGACCAUGUCUAGACAGGGAUAGAUAGUACUUGGGUGGGUGCUGACCAUGUCUAGACAGGGAUAGAUAGUACUUGGGUGGGUGCUGACCAUGUCUAGACAGGGAUAGAUAGUACUUGGCUGGGUGAUGACCAUGGCUAAACAGGGAUAGAUAAUACAUGGGUGGGUGCUGACCAUGGCUGUCCAGGGGUAGAUAGUACUUGGGUGGGUGAGGUCAAGCUUUUUACCAUUUGUUGUUUUUAAAUGCGUAAUUUUCUGUCAUUGCUAAUUUUUAUGUGAAGCGCAGUGAGUUUAGCCCUAGGGUAGGGUACAGCAGUGAGCCUAGCCCUAGGGUGGGGUACAGCAGUGAGCCUAGCCCUAGGAUGGGGUACAGCAGUGAGCCUAGCCCUAGGGUGGGGUACAGCAGUGAGCCUAGCCCUAGGGUAGGGUACAGCAGUGAGCCUAGCCCUAGGGUGGGGUACAGCAGUGAGCCUAGCCCUAGGGUGGGGUACAGCAGUGAGCCUAGCCCUAGGGUGGGGUACAGCAGUGAGCCUAGCCCUAGGGUGGGGUACAGCAGUGAGCCUAGCCCUAGGGUGGGGUACAGCAGUGAGCCUAGCCCUAGGGUGGGGUACUGCAGUGAGCCUAGCCCUAGGAUUGGGUACAGCAGUGAGCCUAGCCCUAGGGUGGGGUACUGCAGUGAGCCUAGCCCUAGGGUGGGGUACUGCGCUAUUUAAAACCACCUUAAUAAUAAUAUUCUGAUGAUGGUAGACGUGAAAACUGUGUGCGCGAGUGUAUCCUUGCAAGCACAGCGUGAAAUUUUAAAUGCAAUUUUAGAUACAUUUUUUUAUUCUUAAACCUAACAUUUACUCUCAAAGACAGUUACAAUGUAACCGCCGCCUGCACAUGGUGACAGAUAUCUUAAAAUAAUUCUGUUCGAAGGUACAAAUCCUUCUCUGGCCUCAUUUCCCUCACUAACCUCAACCUGGCCAGGUGUUACCUGUCCUACAUUCCAAGCUCCUCAAUACCUGAGAUUCACGAACUGAAUACGGUAAGUUACAAUAAGAUCAGAAAAUAUAUAUAUUUUUUUAAAGUGUUUUUAAGCACAUGAAGGUCAUCCAAAUUUCAGCAAAGACUCUAUAGGCUUUUUAAAAAAAAGGGGGGGGGGAGUGGGGUUUGGGGGGGGGAGGGGAGGGUAGCUAUGUUCGUUUUGUUGCUCUAACUCCUCGAUGACCACCGUAUGAUUGCUGUAAAUAUUGAUUAACUACCUUAUUUUCAGCUGGACUUGUCCAACAAUCAAAUCACAAGCAUCCUGGACUUUGCGUUUCCUGGUGCCAACAAACUAACAGCCGUUGAUCUGUCAGACAAUUCAAUACAGAUCGUUCAAGCUGAUGCCUUCAACAGCGCACACAGCAUGAAAAUAUUAAAAAUGUCAAGGUCAGUCUCGCCACACGGGCCAUCCAUAAACGAUGUUAAGCGUCCAAAGGGGGCAGGGGGUCUCACGCAUUGUGUGACGAUAUGUGAUAGAAGUGUCUGAUUUGGGUCACAAGUUGUGACGAUUUGGAGGGCAGGGGUGGGGGUCAAAAUAUCCUGACGUCAUUUUUGGAUGAUACCAUAGUCAAGUAUAUCAUUCUUAUGUCAACAGUAACACAAAGUGCCUGACAUCCCUCACAAAAUAAUUACUAAUGGAGUAACAUAAAAUUAACGACAUGAUGAAGAUUUCUGCUAAAUAAAACGUCUAUUUAUUAACCAGAUACUGAACAUACAUUUUUAAUUUUUAAAAACUGUUGGUGUUAAAUCCAGAAACACAACUAUUACGAGCAGACCUCACCUGGAAUAAUUGUGAUAUUUUUAAGAAGUUUCAAAGACUAAACAGAGCAGUUGAAAUGUUGCAAGCCUCAAAGACUAACUAAACAGAGCAGUUGAGAUGUUGCAAGCCUCAAAGACUAACUAAACAGAGGAGUUGAGAAGUUGCAAGCCUCAAAGACUACUAAACAGAGCAGUUGAGAAGUUGCAAGCCUCAAAGACUAACUAAACAGAGCAGUUGAGAAGUUGCAAGCCUCAAAGACUACUAAACAGAGCAGUUGAGAAGUUGCAAGCGUCAAAGACUACUAAACAGAGCAGUUGAGAAGUUGCAAGCCUCAAAGACUAACUAAACAGAGCAGUUGAGAAGUUGCAAGCCUCAAAGACUAACUAAACAGAGCAGUUGAGAAGUUGCAAGCCUCAAAGACUAACUAAACAGAGCAGUUGAGAAGUUGCAAGCCUCAAAGACUACUAAACAGAGCAGUUGAGAAGUUGUAAGCCUUAAAAGACUAACUAAAAAGAGCAGUUGAGAAGUUGUAAGCCUCAAAAGACUAACUAAACAGAGCAGUUGAGAAGUUGUAAGCCUUUAAAAGACUUGCUGAACAGAAAAGUUUAUAAACACAAAAGUUUCAUUAGUCUCAUUCAGGUUGUAUAAAUUCUACCGGGCGUAGGAAGGGGAGCAUUUUUUUUCUUUAUAUUUAGGGCGUCAUUUUUGGCCAAGUACAGAGGGUUGUUUUUUUUUUUCUUGGAAGAGGGUGGUAUAAUGCUUGGGACGCCCCGGGCGACUCUAACCCCUAGCUAAGCCUCUGAAAUUAUAUUUGGAUUUUUCCUCAGAUGUUCCUUGACCAACUUACCCAAGCCCCUCUCUAAGGCCGAUGGACUUAGGACAGUGUAUGUUGAUCAGAAUCCAAUCCCUUGCACGUGUGACCUCAGCUGGAUCAUGGGGUGGCAAGCUCAGUCUGGACUUAUCCCCAACAUCGUAGGUCGGUGUGACAACGACCCCAACAUGUCGCUCGGUACUUUCGUCAACAGCAAGCUGCGUGACUGCGACUCUCCGGUAACACUGUUCAACACCAGCUCUGGCCCCGCCGUGCCAUUCGGUUAAACGAACCAGUGGAUGGACACCUUGUUGACAUCCGAAUUAAUUACCCUUGACGGACCUCAUUAUUUUGACAAAUGUUUAUACACAUGUUUAACAACCACAACAAAAUAUUAAUUAAUUAAUAAGCCGGACUUUCUCUAAACUUGAUCUGACCUAGUUGACAUUAGGACUUGACCUUAUGUUGCUCCAGCCUAAUAAAAAAGUUUUAGACUUUGGGAGUGUGAAGAUUAUCUUACUUAGGUCGAAAAUAUAAUUUUUAAAUCGUAUUUCUGUUUGGCACAAGGUUUUACAACAUUCAAAAUAAUUGUUUUCAAUACCGGAAGAAAAAGUUUCCUUUUACUCGAAAUUAUCAACAAAAACUGAUGUUUAUUUUCAAAGAAAUCUCAUAAAAUAAAGGAAACAGAUUUACAAAAUGCAAUGAUGAACAUGGAGAAGUGUUUCUUUUUUUUUCAAAAGAUCCACUGCUAAUAAGGAAAUAUUUCAAUGGAAUAGUUCAUAAAGGCAACUCUCUAAUUAUAAUUCUUCAAUAACGCCCAAAGAGUUUCUUGGUACUGUAUGAAUGAUAAAAUUUGUGUUUUCCUUCAAAUAUGAAUUUCUGAUGUAACACUAUUAGUGAAAAUUAAAGCAAUUUGAGUUAGAGAUUAUUUGUAUUAUUGAUAAAACUGCAGAUAACUUGAUGAAAAAAAUCGACUUCUGUAGUUAAAUUAUUACAGCUUUAAUGGACGGAGAAAGUAGUUGAAUUUCUUGAUUUAUUUGAAAACCAGUGCUGCCUACAUGUACAGAAAUUGUUGUAAAAUAAAAUUGUAUACAUUAAUA
Molecule: messenger RNA, 23155 nt
Organism: Lymnaea stagnalis (great pond snail)
Lineage: Eukaryota; Metazoa; Mollusca; Gastropoda; Lymnaeidae
Source: the annotation of a GenBank genome assembly